Molecule: messenger RNA, 594 nt
Organism: Aspergillus pseudonomiae
Lineage: Eukaryota; Fungi; Ascomycota; Eurotiomycetes; Eurotiales; Aspergillaceae
Exons: 6
Coding region: 1-594 (197 amino acids)
Source: RefSeq, a predicted model, not a curated record
AUGCAUCAUCUUACUCUCGUAAUUAAAUCCGCCCAUCAUUUCCGCAUCCAUUAUGAAAGAGAUGUCCUUCGGAAAUUCCAGCUCAAGACACAGCAUCUGCGUACCUUGAUUGAUGAAAUAGUCGAACCAUCUGACCCAUCAGCUAUUGCUAUGAAACAUGUGGAGAGCGAUCUUCUCGCUCCAAAUCCUCAGUCGCUCGUCCGAAGGAAGAUGAGACAUGUGUCACAGCGGAUUCUUGAAGCAUUGAAAGUGCUACAUGAAGAUGGCUAUAUGCUCACCGAUAUCAAAGUAUAUAACGUUUUACUUGCAGACCUUGAGAGCACAGUCCAAAUAACCUCCAGCUUCUGCAGGGACCGCGUCGGGAUUGUUCCCCUUGAAUGCGAACUAAAGAUUCUCUCCAGAUACCAGACCUAUUUUGGACCGUACCCGCUUUCAUAUGCUGACCUCACUGAUCAAGAGACCUUAGACAUCCUAUCACUUAUCAUGGAUGAUGUGCCACCUGUGAAAUUUCAGCAGGAAAUAACAACAGAAGACAAAGAGCUCAUCUUGAAAAUCAUGAAACCCGAUCCAAGGGACAGGCCGGCCGCAAAAUAG